UUUUACAGCAUGGCUACCAAAUUGCUAAAAACAUGCUUUGGGACUGCCAGUGAGUGUAUCUUUUGUGGUCUUACAACAGACUUACUAGUGCUUCCUUUUUCUGAGUUAAUGUUCUGAAGUUACUGUCACAAUGAGUUCAGGCUUAUGGAGCCAAGAAAAAGUCACUUCACCCUACUGGGAAGAGCGGAUAUUUUAUUUGCUUCUUCAAGAAUGCAGUGUGACAGACAAACAGACACAAAAGCUGCUUAAAGUGCCGAAGGGGAGUAUAGGACAGUACAUCCAAGAUCGCUCUGUGGGGCAUUCAAGGAUUUCUUCAGUGAAAGGCAAGAAAAAUCAGAUUGGAUUAAAGAUCCUAGAGCAACCUCAUGCAGUUCUUUUUGUUGAUGAAAAGGAUGUUGUAGAAAUAAAUGAAAAAUUCACAGAGUUACUACUGGCAAUUACUAACUGUGAGGAGAGGCUCAGCCUGUUUAAAAACAGAAGCCGACUAAGUAAAGGCCUCCAGAUAGAUGUCGGCUGUCCUGUGAAGGUGCAGCUGAGAUCUGGGGAAGAGAAAUUUCCAGGAGUCGUGCGCUUCAGAGGACCCUUGUUAGCUGAGAGAACAGUGUCGGGCAUAUUCUUUGGAGUAGAAUUACUGGAAGAAGGCCGUGGUCAAGGUUUCACUGAUGGGGUAUAUCAAGGAAAACAGCUGUUUCAGUGUGAGGAAGAUUGUGGAGUGUUCGUUGCAUUGGACAAACUAGAAAUUAUAGAAGAUGAUGACAACGGGCUGGAAAGUGAUUAUGCAGGCCCAGUGGACACAAUGCAGUCUGAAGUCCCCCCUUUGGAAAUAAACUCCAGAGUUUCUUUGAAGGUUGGAGAAACUAUAGAAUCUGGAACAGUAAUAUUCUGUGAUGUUUUACCAGGAAAAGAGAGCUUAGGAUAUUUUGUUGGUGUAGACAUGGAUAACCCUAUUGGCAACUGGGAUGGAAGAUUUAAUGGAGUACAGCUUUGUAGUUUUGCAAGUGUCGAAAGUACAGUUCUCUUACACAUCAAUGAUAUCAUCCCAGAUAGCGUGGCACAGGAAAGGAGGCCUCUCAAACUUGCCUUUAUGUCAAGAGGUGUUGGGGACAAAGGUUCAUCCAGUCAUAAUAAACCAAAGGUUACAGGAUCUACCUCAGACCCUGGAAAUAGAAACAGAUCUGAAUUAUUUUAUACCUUAAAUGGGUCUUCUGUUGACUCACAACCACAAUCCAAAUCAAAAAAUACAUGGUACAUUGAUGAAGUUGCAGAGGAUCCUGCAAAGUCACUUACAGAGCUAUCUCCAGAUUUCGGACGUUCUUCACCACCACUGCAGCCACCUUCCAUGAACUCCUCCUUAUCUAGUGAGAACAGAUUUCACUCUUUACCCUUCAGUCUGACGAAGAUGCCCAACACCAAUGGCAGUAUUGGUCACAACCCGCUUUCUCUGUCAGUUCAGUCUGUGAUGGGAGAGCUGAGCAGCAUGCCUGUCCAGGAGAGCCCACCUGUGCCCAGCUCUUCUGGUAGCUCACAUGGCCUCGAGGUGGGCUCGCUGGCUGAAGUGAGAGAGAACCCUCCUUUUUAUGGUGUGAUCCGUUGGAUUGGGCAGCCACCAGGACUCAAUGACGUGCUAGCUGGACUGGAACUGGAGGAUGAAAGUGCAGGCUGUACAGAUGGAACCUUCAGGGGCACUCGAUAUUUCACCUGUGCCCUGAAAAAGGCGCUGUUCGUGAAACUGAAGAGCUGCAGGCCUGACUCUAGGUUUGCGUCCCUGCAGCCUGUUUCCAAUCAGAUUGAACGCUGUAACUCUUUAGCUUUUGGGGGAUACUUAAGUGAAGUAGUAGAAGAAAAUACUCCACCAAAAAUGGAAAAAGAAGGGUUGGAGAUAAUGAUUGGAAAGAAGAAGGGAAUCCAGGGUCAUUACAAUUCUUGUUACUUAGACUCAACCUUAUUCUGCUUAUUUGCUUUUAGUUCUGUUCUGGACACUGUAUUACUUAGACCCAAAGAAAAGAAUGAUGUAGAAUAUUAUAGUGAAACUCAAGAGCUACUGAGGACAGAAAUUGUUAAUCCUCUGAGAAUAUAUGGAUAUGUGUGUGCUACAAAAAUUAUGAAACUGAGGAAAAUACUUGAAAAAGUUGAGGCUGCAUCAGGAUUUACCUCUGAAGAAAAAGAUCCUGAAGAAUUCCUAAACAUCCUGUUUCAUCAUAUUUUAAGGGUUGAACCAUUGUUAAAAAUAAGAUCGGCAGGUCAAAAGGUGCAAGAUUGUUACUUCUAUCAAAUUUUUAUGGAGAAAAAUGAGAAAGUUGGAGUUCCUACAAUUCAGCAGUUACUAGAAUGGUCUUUUAUCAACAGUAACCUGAAAUUUGCAGAGGCACCAUCAUGUCUGAUUAUUCAGAUGCCUCGGUUUGGAAAAGACUUCAAACUAUUCAAAAAAAUUUUUCCUUCCUUGGAAUUAAAUAUAACAGAUUUACUUGAAGACACUCCCAGGCAGUGCAGGAUCUGUGGAGGGCUUGCAAUGUACGAGUGUAGAGAAUGCUACGAUGACCCCGACAUCUCGGCUGGAAAGAUCAAGCAGUUCUGUAAGACCUGCAACACUCAAGUCCACCUUCAUCCUAAGAGGCUGAACCACAAAUACAACCCGGUGUCCCUUCCCAAAGAUUUGCCUGACUGGGACUGGAGACACAGCUGCAUUCCCUGCCAGAAGAUGGAAUUGUUUGCUGUUCUCUGCAUAGAAACAAGCCACUAUGUUGCGUUUGUGAAGUAUGGGAAGGAUGACUCUGCCUGGCUCUUCUUUGACAGCAUGGCUGAUCGGGAUGGUGGUCAGAAUGGCUUCAACAUUCCUCAAGUGACACCUUGUCCGGAAGUGGGAGAAUACUUGAAGAUGUCUCCAGAGGAUCUGCACUCAUUGGACUCCAGAAGAAUCCAAGGCUGUGCCCGCAGACUGCUCUGUGAUGCUUAUAUGUGCAUGUACCAGAGCCCAACAAUGAGCUUGUACAAGUAAUUGGGCUCUUCCAGAGCAGGGCACAGCCUGAGCGCAGAAUUGCAGUGUGCAUUGGCCUUCAGUUGGUGGUUCUGUCCAGCGUCCAUUGCCGGCAAUGGGCGUUGGGCAUCUUGGUGGUGAUGGCUCUCAGCAAAGGAUUCCUGUGUUUCAAAAAGUUACUUUUGUGUUCCCAAAGUAUUUAAUAAGAAGCAUUUUGCACUCUAGAAAGAAUGUUUAUGUUGGUUUUUUAAAAAGUCUAAAUGAAGUUAUUAAUACCUGAAGCUUUAAGUUAAGUGCAUUGAUCAUAUAUUUUUGGAAGCAUAAAAUUUUAAUUGUGACAGUUUCAAACCUCUUUUAGUCCAUUGAGAAUGUAAAUAAAUAUUUCUUCUUUAUGGACCAAUGCUAUGAAAUCAUUUUUCCAUUGUAACAGUUGCCUUGAGGAAGAAACAAUUUGAUUUUAUUAAGAAUCUCCUUUGAGUCCAGUUGUUAAAGGUGUACUUGAGUGAGUUUAAUUGUUAAUUCUUCCCUAUAUAGUGCUGAUUUCCUGCAUGUCCACAAUUUGAUGAGCUUCUGUGUUUCUACAACAGUGGUCAGAAAAUACUGAAAUUCCCUUAAUGGUGGUGUUCUCUGUGUGUUCUGAUUUUGAGAUAAAUGAGUGAUUUUGUUGUAAAAUGUCCAUUUUUCAAUGUAAUUUUCUUAGAGGAUUAGGGUACUCAGCAUCUGAAGCUGUCUGGUCAUAGCAGUAACUGUCACGACACAAGGGUGUUGUUUUUAAGGGGCUGUAAUUAUUUUGUGAAAUAGAAAAUAAUAAAUUUUAUGAAAGGA
Messenger RNA from Dipodomys ordii (Ord's kangaroo rat), 3799 nucleotides. It is a transcript of the gene Cyld, whose product is annotated as cylindromatosis (turban tumor syndrome). The transcript has 16 exons. The record is from RefSeq and is a predicted model, not a curated record. Gene Ontology annotation, cellular component: cytosol. NCBI's taxonomy places the organism in Eukaryota, Metazoa, Chordata, Mammalia, Rodentia, Heteromyidae. Gene Ontology annotation, biological process: necroptotic process; regulation of intrinsic apoptotic signaling pathway; regulation of mitotic cell cycle. The coding region runs from base 131 to 2995 and encodes 954 amino acids. Gene Ontology annotation, molecular function: cysteine-type deubiquitinase activity; K63-linked deubiquitinase activity.